Messenger RNA from Pocillopora damicornis (cauliflower coral), 2800 nucleotides. RefSeq lists its product as uncharacterized. The record is from RefSeq and is a predicted model, not a curated record. NCBI's taxonomy places the organism in Eukaryota, Metazoa, Cnidaria, Anthozoa, Scleractinia, Pocilloporidae. Gene Ontology annotation, molecular function: tumor necrosis factor receptor binding. Gene Ontology annotation, biological process: immune response. Gene Ontology annotation, cellular component: membrane.
UAAUAAAAUUAAACGAAUCAGCUGUUGAAUUUGAGAACAAUAGGCCAUUGAUUGAAUCACUGUCACGUGACAAGGUGGACUUUGCUAGAAAAAUUCUUCAAUCAAUGUUGACGUCCCAGUUGGUGUUUCUAGGAAAUCACUGAUACCUCACAGACGACAAACAUGCAGAAAUCCCAAACGCGGGCCAUUGUUUUGCCUUUUUGGACGUUUGCUGUCCUUGUAACGGCACUAGUUGGCCUAUUCCCAGCGUUACUGUAUUGUAUUGGUGAGAUUGUAGUGCUGAAAUCACGCUUUGAGCAACAACAGCAGACAAUCGAGUACUUAGAAAACGUCACAGCGCAUAUUCAACGCAGAACUGUGGAAAACGAUUUCUCGAGCGGCGAAACGCAAGAGGCUUACCAGAGUUCCAGGCUUACCAUGAAAUGGAAGGAAAGCGAAAUACGACUGAUGAGACAGAGGAGGGACACUGGUUCACGAAAAAAUGAUUCAUGCCGCUGCAGGCGAGGUCGUAAAGGAGAGCGGGGACCAAAAGGACAGAAAGGAUCGACCGGACGAAAGGGAAGGGCAGGACCGAAAGGUGACACGGGAGCACUCGGCAACACUGGACCGCCGGGAAGGGAUGGACAGAAAGGGAAAAUGGGUGAGCGAGGAGAGCCUGGGCCUCCAGGACAACCAGGCUCAAUGUUUCGGUCCACAGACUCGGCUCACAUCGUUGGUUAUGGUGAGCACAUAAAUCCCCCAAGAGGUACAACAAAAUUCCACCGCAUCACGAACUGGAAACUAGGCCACAUAACCGGUAGUAUCAAAUUCGUCAGCAACAGCUUCCUUGUGAUUGGCACAACUGGCUACUACUUCGUGUACAGCCAACUCUUCUAUUAUGCAGGGGACACUCUCCUUAUGGGCCAUUACACAUACAUCAACGAGGAACCGGUCAUGCGCAGUCUGAGCAGUGUCGUCAGCGAGGAGAGAAAGUACAACACGAAUUAUCACGGCGCAGUGUUCAUGCUCAGAAGCGGUGACAAAAUAUCUGUGCGCAUCCCGUUCACAAAGUCCUACUUCAUGCAUAAGGAAACCAGUUAUUUUGGUGCUUUCCUUAUCAGCCCCGUGUUAAACACGACCAGUUUUGUUCGAACGACUAACACAACUCAGGAUUUCCCAUAGAGCGGUUUUCAAUCGAGUGUUGAAAGUUAAGUAAUGCGGAAAUGAAAUGUUUUUUUUUUACUUCGCACCGUGAUUGAUUUGAAAAUCUUGUUCCACUCUCUCGACCAAUGAGAUGAAAAACAAAAACAAAUCGUUGACUUGGCAUUCACCUUUUCCCCAGCUCGCCUCAAGCAAUUAAGGUGGGGGAGGGGGGGAUUGGAAGAUUUUGGGGAUCACAUGCUUUUCAGGGAGAGGAGAUAGGUGUGAAAAACAUUACAGAGCUAAGGGAGGAUCAGGUAAAUUUAUCGUACAAAUACCAAAAUCUUCCGAACCCCCACCCCUCAGGGGAUAAAUAAAGACAUGUCCCUAAGCUUGUUUUUACAUCAGAUUUUCAUUUCCUCUACUACUACUUUGCUUUGAUUGGCUGUUGUCAUUAUUUUGGUUUGGUUUUAGCGACACUCGAUCGAAAUGCGCAAUGACCUUGAAGUACAAGUUAUACGUUCAUUUUGUAGACUUAAAUGUUUGAAACUUUAUCUAGUAACAAGUUUAUCAGCAGAGUUUCUAUUACUUGAAUAACGUCACAUACAGAAAGUCAAAAGUGUUAGGAAAGGGAAAAGUUCUUUUUCAUAGUGCACUGUUCAACUCAAAUAUAAACAAAUCUGCGUUUGCGAAUACUUCUCGCAGGCGGACACCUGCUAUAUGCAUACGACGAUUAUUUUACAUUUUUAUUUGCUCUUUGUGACGUGCAAAAUUCCCUACCAAGUGAAGGAGACGACAACAUAUUACUUCGGAAAGUUGGAAAAAAAUGGAAAGAAUAAGCCAGUUAGAAUGGUGUAGAUUUAAAAAAAAUUCUAAUGAGAUUCUUGAAAACGUACUCCAAAGUUUCAAGAUUCCAAAAAAAGCGCAAUAGUUCCUUCAAGUUCCCAAACUUAAGAAAAAAAAAGUUUCGGUGGUCUUUGACAACUGAAUUUCGAUUUUCAGGUUACUUCUCGCAUGUUACGUUCUGCAGUUAUCACAAUAUACAAAAAUAAGAAAUUAUUACAAUAGUUUUAUGUCUUUAAAACAUGACCGUAUUUAUUUUGGCGGACGUAUACAGUGCACGUGUAAUCGUUCAGUUGCGUGAUGCAAACGUUAAUAGCAUCUCCCCUUCCCACCCCUCGUGAGGAGGUGGAAAGGCGACGGGGAGGGCCUGAGGAAGGUUGUGCGUGAGUCACAUCAAGGGUAUGCGUCAAUGUUUUUAGUAUUGUUGUUCUUGAGGUCAUCCAACUUUAAGGUCAUCUUCGUUGUCUGUAUUUACAGUAACGCACAAUGCUUGUGACCCUUACAGUGAACAAGUUAUACGUCUGCCAAAAGAAACACGGGACCUUAAUAAUGUUUUAAAAUUAUCGAAGUAUGCGUAAGGUGCCUAGUAAAUUGCAAGGAAUUAUAUACACAUAUAUAAUUAUAUACAAUAUAAUUAUAUAUUUUUGAGGGAAAAUCUUGCAGAAUCAGUUGUAAGUUUUGGUGUUGGUAUAUCUUGCAAAAACUUAAAUUGGUUUUAAAUGAGGGGUUUGUCAAUACAGAGUAGAGGAGACCUGUCGGUUUUGAUAACCGUCAUUCGGAUGAUUGCACACUAAUUAGAAUUCUGUUGUAAAUAAACACAUGUAAAUGCCUACCAUCA